AUGCAUAUAUCGAUUGGAACCGAAUUAAUGGAUGAUGAAGUAUUUUGGAAAGACAUGGCACUCAAGUUACCCUUAAAAUUAAAAAAUCUAAUGAUCGUUAUUGAAGGAACAUUUUGGUUAAUGGUAUUACAUUGGCUAUUGGGAAAUUGCAAAGCGCCUUUGGAGUUAUUACAAUUUCCUAGAAGUAAUUGUAUUGAUGAUGAAUAUCUGUGUAUAAUUACACAGUAUGCAAAAAGGAUUGGAACGUUAAAGCGACUAGCGCUGGCAAGACGUACAAGAGUUACUUCAGAAGGGAUGAGAAGAGCAUUGAUGGUUUUAGAAAGCGUUACUAAAACCGGUGAGUGGGUUGAUAAUGAUGAUAAUUUGAGAUAA
Messenger RNA from Racocetra persica, 372 nucleotides. Lineage: Eukaryota; Fungi; Glomeromycota; Glomeromycetes; Diversisporales; Gigasporaceae. The record is from the annotation of a GenBank genome assembly.